Messenger RNA from Pollicipes pollicipes, 2178 nucleotides. RefSeq names its product DNA damage inducible 1 homolog rngo (gene rngo). Lineage: Eukaryota; Metazoa; Arthropoda; Thecostraca; Pollicipedomorpha; Pollicipedidae. The transcript is spliced from 10 exons. Gene Ontology annotation, molecular function: aspartic-type endopeptidase activity; protein binding. The record is from RefSeq and is a predicted model, not a curated record. Gene Ontology annotation, biological process: proteolysis. Bases 86 to 1558 code for a protein of 490 amino acids.
AUGUGCCCUGAAGUGUUGAGGCCAUGAGACCUAUGAAUGGUUUCGGAAACCGGCGUAGCUUUGUUAACCUCUUUGAGAAACCAAGAUGCGUUUGACGGUCACAACAGCCUCAGGGGAGCUGUACCAGCUGGAUGUCAGCGAUGACUUGGAACUGGAGAAUUUGCGGGCCUUUGUACAGGUGGAAGCCAACAUCGCCCUGGAGGGGAUGCAGCUCGUGCACGAGGGACGGCGCCUGACCGACGACAAGAAGACGCUGAAGGACCUCGGCAUCCGGGAGAACGAUGUCCUGUUUGUAGACGCGCCCCGGGUGCGGGCCACGCAGCCGUCGGUCGCCGAACAGCUGGCGCAGAUCGACUUCGGCAGCAUCCGCGUGCCGCCGGUGCCGGCGCCGGGCGGGCGGCCGGCGGCGCCGGCGCGCGAGGACGACCCCUCCUUCAUCCGCGAGAUGUUCCUGGCCAACCCGGACCAGCUGGCCAUGCUGAAGCAGAACAACCCGCGCCUGGCUGAGGCUCUGCUCAGCGGCGAUGUUGAUCAGUUCGCGGCGGUGCUGCGCGAGCAGCAGGAGGCCCGCUCGGAGCGCGAGCGAAUGCGGCUGCGCAUGCUGAAUGCCGACCCCUUCGACGUGGAGGCGCAGCGCCUGAUGGCCGAGGAGAUCAAGCAGAAGAACAUCGACGCCAACAUGGAGGCGGCCAUGGAGCACAACCCCGAAAGCUUCGGGUCGGUCAUCAUGCUCUACAUCAACUGCACCGUCAACGGACACCCGGUCAAGGCUUUCAUCGAUUCAGGCGCGCAGACGACCAUCAUGUCGGCGGCGUGCGCCGAGCGGUGCCACAUCAUGCGCCUGGUGGACACGCGCUGGAGCGGCAUCGCCAAGGGCGUCGGCACGCAGCGCAUCCUGGGCCGCGUGCACAUGGGCCAGAUCCAGAUCGAGGACGUGUUCCUCACGUCGUCGUUCUCGAUCCUCGAGGAGCAGCCCAUGGACAUGCUGCUCGGACUGGACAUGCUGAAGCGGCAUCAGUGCGUGAUUGACCUGAAGAACAACGUGCUGCACAUCGGCACCACGUCCAGCAGUACCCCCUUCCUGCCGGAGUCGGAGCUGCCAGCCUGCGCCCGCCUCAGUAACAGGACGGAGGAAGAGGCGACGGCCGACUCUGUGCGUGACGCGGAGGACGCAGACUUGGCGCGCGCCCUGCAGGAGAGCGCCAGCGCCGCUUCAGCCGCCGCGGCCGCCGGCCCAAGCCCGACCGCUACCGCUGCCGCUGCCGCCGCUGCCGCCGCGUCUGUGGCGGCGCAAGCGCCUGCUGCAGCGGCGUCUGCUGCAGCGCGAGCGCGUGCUGCAGCGGCGUCUUCCGCCACUGCCGCACCCUCCGGGGAGUCCUCGGGCGCCUCGCUCUCCGUCCAGCCAUCCGACAGGUUCACCGAGAGGGACGUGCAGAUGAUCAUCAACGCCGGCUUCCUCCGGUCUCAGGCGUUCGAAGAGCUGAGGAGGUGCGGCGGUGACAGCACGAAGGCGGUGGCGGCGCUGUUCGCGCGCUCAUUCAAGCUGCCCAAGAUGUGAUCUCCGGCGUCGACGCGACCGCGCCGGCCCGCUCGUGCUGUAGACCAGCCCCGCGCCACCGACGACACGCAGGCGGCGUGCUCGAACUCAUUUCUGGUUCAUGUGUGCAAUCUCCAAUCCGAGAGACUCGCUUCAUGGAUGCUUCGUGUCCUGACUUUGGCAGCGGUGGGCGCUGUUCUUGCGGGUCAACAUGUGAACAGUGCCUGUAGUGUGUGUGGGUGUGGGUGACCUCACAUACACACGGGUGCAGCUGUACAGUUCUGAGGCACUGUCCUUGUGACCUCACACAAACAGCGUGAACCACCUGCUGAUACGUGGGGGCUCGUCGCAGGGUUCGAACACCAUCAGAAACUAUAUGACUUCACCACAUUGUCAACCACUGGUGUGUCCUUGGUGGCACUUCCAGCUUAUGUUGUGACUGAGCAUGCUGUCUCAUGAGGAGGACUGAUGUAAAAUUGCCAUGUCUCGUUUUAGCAGUUGGUUUUAUUGGCAAGGACUAACAUUUAUGGUAUAUAUUUGCGAGUUUUGCUGUGAACUGUGUAGUUCUCUGCAGAUGAAAUGUGCAAAUUGUAACACAGUACUUUUGCAUUUUAUGAUACAGUACUGCAAUACACCACCAA